Messenger RNA from Mizuhopecten yessoensis (Yesso scallop), 567 nucleotides. RefSeq names its product uromodulin-like. The coding region runs from base 1 to 447 and encodes 148 amino acids. NCBI's taxonomy places the organism in Eukaryota, Metazoa, Mollusca, Bivalvia, Pectinida, Pectinidae. The record is from RefSeq and is a predicted model, not a curated record. The transcript is spliced from 4 exons.
AUGUCACAUAAUUUUGUCAUUGAAGAUCCGUGUGUGGAUAUUGACCGUGAGGAGCUAGUAGACGAUGGACACAGGGCUCCUACGUGUUCUCGAAUGGAUCUGUGUGACAACAACAUUAAUGGAUGGUACCGUGUGAACAAACAUGGGAAACGGCAUCCAACGCCAUCUGACGGCAUCGUGACAAGAAACGCAUGCGUGAGAAAUGAAACUGAUUGCUGCGGAGAGAGAGUUCAGAUAAGAGUCGUCAACUGUCAGUCGUAUUAUGCCUAUGAGCUCAAGGCUAGGACUACCUGUCCAGAGAGGUACUGCUUUGGAAACGUUGAGAAUGACAUCGAUUGCAUUGCAAAUAACGGCACGUUUGGUCAUAACAGCGGAUGUCAUUUGCAAACCAACACCGUACUAGAAGUGAUCUCGGCCUUCCUCCUGUUGUGGAUGUGUUCCCGUUGAUGGCAGUGAUAAUGUAUUGCUAGUGAUUUCACGCAGUAUCGUGGAGUUUCAAUCAUUUUUUGUUUAUGUGUGACCAACUGUGAUAUUUAUGUCCAUGCAAAUAAACAUCAAUCAAACAAU